Molecule: messenger RNA, 2196 nt
Organism: Microdochium trichocladiopsis
Lineage: Eukaryota; Fungi; Ascomycota; Sordariomycetes; Xylariales; Microdochiaceae
Exons: 9
Coding region: 1-1950 (649 amino acids)
Source: RefSeq, a predicted model, not a curated record
AUGUCGUUCCAGGUCGGCAUCGGGGACAUAGUCCUCUUGGCGCAGCUAUCAUGGCGCAUCAGUCAGGCUCUAUCUACCGGUCGCAAGUCCGCUCCCGCCGAGCUGCGCGAGGUCGAACACCAGCUGAGUCUGCUCACGGCGGCACUCAACACCGUGGAGGAGCUCUACUCAUCACUCAAAGACAACGCCGACCAGCAGAAACUGGCAUCCUGUCUUUCGCCGGUGGUCCAGAAGUGUCACGCGACGCUCGCCCACCUGGAAGGUGUGAUCAAGAAGUACCGCAUCGUCAAUGAGCCGAAAACGUUGCCCAAGUCUGCUCUGGGUCGGUUCAACGAGUCCUUUAUAAGGAACUGGAAGAAGAUUGAGUGGACCACGGAAACAGGCAGCAUACAGGCACUCCGUGACGAACUCAUGCUUUACACGAACCACAUCAACCUCGUCAUCGGGGUGGGGACAAAUGCUCGCACCAGCGACAUCAGCAAUUCUCUCUCGCGAGUGCACACCAUGACCAAGGACCUCCACGACUGGUACGAGCAAAAUCUCACCUACCCCGCAAGGCCAACGAAGUCGUCGUCGUUGUCCUCGUCUUCGGGAUGCCCAACUCCCGCGGAGCAGCCGCGACCAGUCGACACCCAGGAGAGCCCGGAUCAAGACGCCUUUGAGCUGUCGGUGGAGAGGUCGCGCGAUUUCGAGGUGCUGUGCCAGAACGCCGUCGUCAGCCCUGACUGGUUCGAAACAUUUUCUACUGACCAGGCAAAUCUCCAUCGCACGCCAAUGUUCUCGUGCGCAUGCAAGAGAAAGCAGGGCAACUCGGCGAUAGACCAUAAAAACCCCUUGGGUGCCUACUUGACCACGUCCUCAACAUUCCCAGUGCGACAGGCUGGCCGGGAGCAAGCCUGGAACCUGCUUCGCGUCGCCGACCGGUACAGCAACACCUUCGCCAACCUGAGGAUCAACAAAGUGCACGGUCAAUACAUCGCGGUCUUGGACGAGACCAUCCUCCAACCCUUGGUCGUCGAUCAGGCGGAAGUUAUAUUGGCUUCUGGCCGAGGCAACAACCUUGCACACAUUGAUGCUUCUGGGGAUGAGCGAAUAUUGGCGUCUGCAGCCCUCCUUCGGGAUUCGCCAUCAGCCGUGACAUCGUUCCUAGUCACGGCCAAUAACAAAACUCUGACGAAUGAGAACGUCGCCAGCGUACAGAUCCUCCCCUACCAGACGGUAGGACACCCAGACGGACGAGGGUCACACCUUUACGGGCCGCUGAAACCCCUGCCGACAUCCGAAAUCUUGAUCACCUACCAUGAGGAAGAUGAGAGCUCGAAAGGAGGCGUGCGCCGUGACACAAAGCACGAUCUCGACGAGGACGACUUCUCAGUCAUCCUCCAUAACGUCGAUCUCGAAAGCGAGUACACGGGCGGUCGGGUGGUGGCCGUAUCUGGCAUCACUGCGACAAUCCAGUUCUCCACGCUCAGCGCUACAAAAGAGUUCUUUACGGCUGUGGGUGACAUGAGGUUCGAGUUGUACAUCCACAGCCUACAGUACCCGGGCUCCGACGAGCGAGUCAUUUCGUGCCUUCGCGCAUCACAAGUAGAAUGCCAUGGUGCCACCACCGCAAUCUACAUCCACGACGCCCUCAUCAGCAUCUUCCAGUCCAAAACCCCCACUACCGCUGCACCACUUCGGCACCGCCUCGUCAUGGUCUCCCGGGCAGGCAAUACAAUCGUCAGCCAGGUUCUUCCAGACGGCUUCUACCAUGGGCCGGCGGCGCCUCGCGGCGGGAUGUACACCGCCGAGUCGUAUGUCGCGCAAGUCGACGGCGACCGCGGCGUCUGGCGGCUGCGGCGGUUUGCUGGGGGUUUUGCGGCAGUGGUGUUUAGCUCGGAGCAAGUACGGAAGACGCUUGAGCUAGUCGGUAGGACCAUGGCCAUUACCGCGUCUGAGCCCGAGUAGUUCCGUCUGAGUAAGUCGGGGUGAGCCAGAUCGCGCCUGGCCGGUAUCCCGUGGUGGGGAAGAGUUUGUAGCAAUGGUGCAACAUAUUGCAGGAAAAUGAAUAUCACAUAAAUGUCUUGAUGUGGUGGGCAGCUGAUUUAGACCCCUGUCUGACCCAGCCGUGUGUACACAUAGAGCAGCUCAUAGCGCAGCUCAGCCUAGCUCAUGGAUUGAUACUUCUUCUGAGUCAACAAUGCGAUUGAUCAG